AUGGUGCUCGAUAUCCUGACUUUCUCGGUGUCCCCAACCACAGGGUUUCUUCCUGAGGAGCUCCCGCUUCGAAGAUUGCCUCAGGAUUACUACAAGCCCUGGGAAGACAUAGUGGAGAAUUUGCCGGCUCUUCUUCUCUCGAGAAAAAUCAGGUCGAUCAUAGACAAGCUCCCACAACUCGAAACAAGCCAGUUGAAGCUGACUCCAGAACUCAGAAGAGCGUACCUGGUGCUUGGUUUUUUGGCCCAUGGCUAUGUUUGGGGUGAUAGCGUGCCAGUGUCCAAGAUUCCUAUGCAAGUGGCCACUCCACUAAUAGAUGUGGCCGAUCAGUUGGGUCUUCCUCCGCUUGCUACGUACGCUGGCUUGUGCCUUUGGAACUUCAGAGAGAUAAUGCCGGGGUCCAACGAAUACGCCCAUGGCAGGUUCAACUGGGACAAUCUCACCACCAUUAACACUUUCACAGGGUCGAUAGACGAGUCGUGGUUUUACUUGGUUAGUGUAUUCUUUGAGUAUAGCGGGGGCCAGUGUGUGAAGUUUGGCUUGCAAGCGAUGGACCAUGCGAGAAAUGGCAAUGUGACUCACUUGAUCAGAUGUCUUCAGGAACUAGCACAAGCAAUAGACCACUUGGGGUCGGUGCUCAUGCGGAUGGAGGAAAUGUGUGAUCCUCAUGUGUUCUACUUCAGAAUCAGGCCGUACUUGGCUGGCUGGAAGAACAUGCAAGACGUGGGGCUCCAUCCUAAUGGUGUUAUUUACGGCGACGAGAAAGCCCACAGAUCUUACGCUGGAGGUUCCAACGCUCAGUCUUCGUUGAUUCAGUUUUUAGACUCCUUGUUGAGUGUUCACCACCAUUCCACAGGAGAUAGACCCGUGCCUGAAGUUGGUCGUACGACUGAACCACAGAAAGUUCAGAAAGGUUCAUCGGACAAUGCUUUCCUUGUGGAAAUGCGUAACUAUAUGCCCAGGGAACACAGAGAGUUCUUGGAAAUGGUAGAUAAAGAGAGCCUGAUCCGUGAUUUUGUAUUUCAACACAAGGGGGCCUCCCCAGAGCUCACGCUAAGCUACGAUGCUUGCUUGGCGAUGCUCAAGCUGUUCAGAGAUAAGCACAUUCAGAUUGUUACAAGAUAUGUCGUAUUGCAAGCCAAGAAAGCACCAAAGAUGGGAUCGUCGUCAACUCUUCGUUCAGGAUUAGCAAAGAAGAAGGCUGCUGGCGUAGAAGAGAAGGGCACUGGCGGUACUUCUUUGCUCCCAUUCCUCAAACAAUGCAGAGACGAAACAGGAGACCCUGCUGCUGGUAGCUGGGGUAAGCGUAUCCUCAGCGAUGGUGUGAUGCGUCUAGGGUACUCGAAGCCGAACGGUGUGAACGAAGAUGAUUAG
Messenger RNA from Candidozyma auris, 1374 nucleotides. Its product is annotated as dioxygenase BNA2. The transcript has a single exon. Gene Ontology annotation, biological process: 'de novo' NAD+ biosynthetic process from L-tryptophan. NCBI's taxonomy places the organism in Eukaryota, Fungi, Ascomycota, Pichiomycetes, Serinales, Metschnikowiaceae. The record is from RefSeq and is a predicted model, not a curated record. Gene Ontology annotation, molecular function: metal ion binding; heme binding; indoleamine 2,3-dioxygenase activity. Gene Ontology annotation, cellular component: cytoplasm. Bases 1 to 1374 code for a protein of 457 amino acids.